CCCUCCCCCUUGGCUGGAGCUCACAGGCCGCGCGGGUAGCGCGAGCCCCGGAGCCCCGGAGGCCUGUGCGCCCGGAGCCGGCAUGGACCCCGAGCACUGCGCACCCUUCCGCGUGGGGCCUGCACCCGGCCCCUAUGCAGCCUCGGGGGACGAGCCUCCCGGCCCGCAGGGAACCCCCGCCGCUGCGCCUCACCUGCACCCCGCGCCGCCCCGCGGCCCGGGGCUGACCUGCUUUCUGGGCUGCGGGCCCCUGGAGCCCUACCUCCCAGAGCCGGCCAAACCGCCCGCCAAGUACCUGCAGGACCUCGGGCCCAGCCUGGCACUCAACGGCGGCCACUUCUACGAGGGCCCCGCUGAAGCUGAGGAGAAGGCCUCCAAAGCUGCCAGCUGCCCCCAGCUGCCCUUGGACUGCCGAGGGGGCCCCAGAGAGGGUCCCUCUAAUUUGCAACCCUCCCCAGGCCCCUGCCUGGCCAGCCUGCGUCUUCCUCUUUCUCCGGGACGCCCUGACUCCAUGGAGUUGGCCAAGAACAAGAGCAAGAAGCGCCGUAACCGCACGACCUUCAGCACAUUCCAGCUGGAGGAGCUGGAGAAGGUCUUCCAGAAAACCCACUAUCCUGAUGUGUAUGCCCGGGAACAGCUGGCUCUGCGCACAGACCUGACCGAGGCCCGGGUACAGGUCUGGUUCCAGAACCGCAGAGCCAAGUGGCGGAAGCGCGAGCGUUAUGGGAAGAUCCAGGAAGGGCGGAACCCCUUCACGGCUGCCUAUGACAUCUCCGUGCUGCCCCACGCUGACAGCCACCCUCAGCUGCAGAACUCCCUGUGGGCCGGUCCAGGAUCCGGGAGCCCUGGGGGCCCCUGCCUUGUGUCUCCAGAGGGCAUCCCCUCACCAUGCAUGUCUCCAUAUUCCCACCCCCAUGGGAGUGUGGCUGGCUUCAUGGGGGUGCCAGCCUCCUCUGCAGCUCACCCUGGCAUCUACUCCAUCCACAGCUUUCCCCCCACCCUGGGGGGCCACAGCUUUGAGCCCUCCUCAGACGGCGACUACAAGUCUCCAAGCCUCGUCUCGCUCAGGGUAAAACCCAAGGAGCCACCCGGCCUUCUGAACUGGACCACGUGAUCGGUCACACGGACCUGCAGACUGAGCUGCCCACCUCCUUUUCCAUUCCCAGCCGCCUCUAGCCCACCCCUGCCUGGACAUCAGGGAGGAAGCACUUCUGCCUCCAAGCCCCAGGUUCUGGAGGUCUGGGAGAGCAGCUGGCACUGUCAACCCUCAGCAGGGAACAUGUUACAGGGUCUUUUCUCUUAGAAUAAGGUGGGGCUGGCUAGGAGAAGGGGCUUCGAAGCAGGUAGGACUCUUCCUGCCACAAACUGAGCCCCGUCACCCAAACUCUGGGCUGGAGGCAGAGAGACACUGCCUUGCUUCCUCCAGCUUUGUCCAAGUCCAUUGUCAUCUCUCCAGCUAAGACAGCUUACUUAGCUCCUCGUUCAGGGAACCCAGGAAAAUGGGCGGAGGAGGGCGCCAAGUGGACUGGGGUAGCUCUUCAUGAUGAGACGGGAAACCACAAAGCGGGUCUCUGAUGAUGGGGUGGAGUCAGGCCUGCUUCCCCUCCCCACCAGCAGGGGCGCACUGGCAUCUGACACUAAGGAGGGCCUGAAGGCCAAGGUCAGCAUAGAAGGCACCUGGCGCCCCAUGCAGCGGCUCAUGCCUUGUAAUCCCAGCACUUUGGGAAGCUGAGG
This is a messenger RNA of Saimiri boliviensis boliviensis (Bolivian squirrel monkey), 1734 nucleotides long. It is a transcript of the gene ALX3, whose product is annotated as ALX homeobox 3. Gene Ontology annotation, molecular function: RNA polymerase II transcription regulatory region sequence-specific DNA binding; DNA-binding transcription factor activity, RNA polymerase II-specific. The record is from RefSeq and is a predicted model, not a curated record. Gene Ontology annotation, biological process: regulation of transcription by RNA polymerase II. Lineage: Eukaryota; Metazoa; Chordata; Mammalia; Primates; Cebidae.